AUGAGAAGAUCACCAUGGAAAAUAUUUUUAAUUAGCGCUUUCCUAGUUAAUUUCAUAAUUGGUAUUAUUAUGUGGAACCAGUUGGAUUCAACAUGUGAUUGCUCCAAUGAACAAAAGCAUGUUUCAUACAUUCGUGCCAUCAGCGAGAAACAUGCGGAAGAAAGUAAUUCCGUUAAUGAUACAGACGAACAUCUUUAUAGUAAAAUUGUUUUUGUAAUUCGAGAAUUUGAAUAUUUUGAUAAUGACAUUACCGAAACCAUAAAAUCAAUUCAUGAUGUAAUUCCCGGAGCGAAGAUUUUAAUUAUUUCAGACAAAAUACCAUAUCCACCUCUGACAUUUCAGGGAAAUUCUAAAAAUGUCCAUAUUGUUAAUUUAAAAGGUUCCAUUUUAACACCUAUAGGAUUGCAACAACCUUUAAAUUCAAUUGAUAAGGAACAUAUCUUUAUUUUUCCAGAUUCUGUGAGACUGCAUAACAUAAGUCAAGUGAGGAAAAUGCUUCAACUUCAUUAUAAGAAACCAAAAAACAUUAUAGCAGGGCGCAUUGAAGGUGAAACAUCUAUUUGUCUGAAUCUGAAUAUCAGUCUUCGAUAUUGGACGAUAAAAUAUAGACAUAGAAGUGAGAGAGUUGAAUGCAAUGCACUCGAAGGGGAUCAUGUAUUAUUGGUAACAAAGUCAUUAUUGUUGCAGCUAGGGUAUCCGUUCGCCAGACCUCUUCAAGUAUCUUUAUUUAUCCAAUCAACAUUGCUUAGAAUAAAGACUGAAGUAAUACAAGAGUUAUCUUUUAAAAAGGGAAGAAAUUUAUUUACGGAUCCUCAUAAAAAGUGGAAACAAAGUGUUUUAGAGAAAGAGCGAAAAAGUAAGCUGUACGGUGAUUUUGGAAUAAAGAAAAUAAUAUAUCCUGCAUCUAAAGUGGAAUGGCAUGGGUGCACAAAAAAUACUGCUCGAUGCUUUGGUACUGUACUGAAUGAUAUGCCAGAGUAUCUGUUUGAGGGUCGAUGGACUCCACCUUGUUGCUUAGAAAAUUUACGCCAAACUGCUCGAUAUGUAUUUAGUAUUUUGAAUAAAUGUGAGGUAAGGUAUUGGUUAGAAGGUGGCAGUUUACUUGGAGCUGUACGGACUGGUGACAUUAUUCCGUGGGAUUAUGAUGUGGACAUUGGAAUAUAUCAAGAUGAUAUUAAAAAAUGUGAAUGGUUGAAAAACUCUUUAGAACAAUCUAUAAUAGAUACACAAGGAUUCGUAUGGGAAAAAGCCAGAGAAGGAGAUUUUAUUCGUGUGCAAUUUAGUGAAGCAAAUCAUCUGCAUGUCGACAUCUUCCCAUUCUAUUCACGAAAUGGAACUAUGACAAAAAACACUUGGUUCCCUACACACAAACAAGACAUGGAAUUUCCCGAACAUUAUCUUAAACCACUCUAUAAAAUAAAAUUUGUUGGUGUCAUAACCACAGCACCAAAUAACUAUAGAGAAUUCUUAGAACUGAAGUUUGGAAAAGGAGUCAUAGAAAAUCCAGAAUAUCCUGAUCCUAAAAAGAUGAGAUUUUCAAAAAAAGCUGCACAAAGCUUUGCAUAAAUUUGGUGUCAAAACAGUAGAAUAAAAAGAUGCCAUUAAAAAAAUAAUAAAGAAAGAAACAAUUAUAAUGAUUUCAUUCUUAAAACUCCACUGUUACUACUUUUAAACAUGAUAUCAUGCUUAACUAACGAAUGGGAAAAUUUGCACUUUUCUUGCGAGCAAAACACUGAAUAUAAUUGUUUUUCCUCAAUGCGCUAAGUUAUUUUUGAUAUUUUAAUUUUUAUAGAUAAGUUUAAGAGUAAAAAAAUAAUCAUUUGAAGUAGUUAUAACCAGUAGCCCUUUUUGAAUACCACAGCAAACAUUGAAUUUGAAAAACGCGAUUUUUCAUAUUUGUUAAUUUAGCAUGGUGCUGACGAUAUUUUGAAUUGGGCACAAAGACUAGAUAAAGUCAUACCUAACUAUAUUUUAAUCAGAAUUUUUAAAAUCUGCUCAAAAUUAUGACUGAAACAUUUGUACCUAUACUAAUAUGCAAACCGCAAGAAGCUGGGUCCAUCUAAAUGUAUAUUUGUAAUUGCUUUCUUGUUGUAUAAGAUUUUAUCUCCAGUUUUUG
Messenger RNA from Uloborus diversus, 2116 nucleotides. RefSeq names its product ribitol 5-phosphate transferase FKRP-like. NCBI's taxonomy places the organism in Eukaryota, Metazoa, Arthropoda, Arachnida, Araneae, Uloboridae. The transcript has 2 exons. Bases 1 to 1566 code for a protein of 521 amino acids. The record is from RefSeq and is a predicted model, not a curated record. Gene Ontology annotation, biological process: protein O-linked glycosylation via mannose. Gene Ontology annotation, cellular component: Golgi apparatus.